AUGUCAAAUGCAACCCGUGCAUAUAGAACCACCGAUGAGGCCCCCGAUGAACCACCGAGCGACGAGCACUCCUCGUCGCACAUGCAAUCGAGCGCGCUGAAGUUUUGGACUUCGCUGUGUGCUACAUCUUCGAUUCCUCUCCUCUAUUCCAACCCCCUCCUGAUCUCCCCAAUCCAACAUCAACCCCGUGGAUUCCUCGCGGUGACUGAUUCGACGCGUCGCACCAAUGCAUCGGUAACUCGCCGGGGCGCGGCUGCCGACGCACUAGCGGCCAGCCCCGGCGCGGGUGGAAGCUGUUCCCCACGGCUAGCGGACUAUCAAUCACACAUUGCAUCCAUUCAUCCCAUCCAUCCAACCCCUUCCUUCCAUUCCCAUCACUCUGUCUCAGGUGUGGCUUUUUGUCAUCCACAUUCCGAGUCACAUGUCGUGGCCUGCGUUAGCAAGGAACGCGGCCCGGAUACCUACCUGGUCCUGGUUUAA
Molecule: messenger RNA, 480 nt
Organism: Neohortaea acidophila
Lineage: Eukaryota; Fungi; Ascomycota; Dothideomycetes; Mycosphaerellales; Teratosphaeriaceae
Exons: 1
Coding region: 1-480 (159 amino acids)
Source: RefSeq, a predicted model, not a curated record